Molecule: messenger RNA, 951 nt
Organism: Mya arenaria
Lineage: Eukaryota; Metazoa; Mollusca; Bivalvia; Myida; Myidae
Product: histone-lysine N-methyltransferase 2D-like
Exons: 2
Coding region: 1-951 (316 amino acids)
Source: RefSeq, a predicted model, not a curated record
AUGACACAACCCAGACAGAGCGACCCAAUAAGACAACCCAUACAGUGCAACCCAAUGACACAACCCAGACAGAGCGACCCAAUAAGACAACCCAUACAGCGCAACCCAAUGACACAACCCAGACAGAGCGACCCAAUAAGACAACCCAUACAGUGCAACCCAAUUACACAACCCAGACAGAGCGACCCAAUAAGACAACCCAUACAGUGCAACCCAAUGACACAACCCAGACAGAGCGACCCAAUAAGACAACCCAUACAGUGCAACCCAAUGACACAACCCAGACAGAGCGACCCAAUAAGACAACCCAUACAGUGCAACCCAAUGACACAACCCAGACAGAGCGACCCAAUAAGACAACCCAUACAGUGCAACCCAAUGAUACUACCCAUACACUGCAACCCAAUCAGACAACCCAUACGACAGUGCGAUCCAAUGACGCAUCCCAUACGGUGCGACCCAAUGACGCAACCAAUGCGGUGCGACCCAAUGACGCAGCCCUUACGGUGCGACCAAAUGACGAAACCCAUACCAAAUGACACAACCCAUACGGUGCGACCAAUUGACGCAACCCAUACGGUGCGACCCAAUGACUCAACCCAUACGGUGCGACCCAAUGGCGCAAUCCAGACGGUGCGACCCAAUACGGUGCGGCCCAAUGACGCAACCCAGGCGGUGCGACCCAAUACCUCAACCCAGACGGUGCGACCCAAUGACGCAACCCAUACGGAUCGACCUAAUAAGGCAAUCCAUACGGUGUGUCCCAAUGACGCAACCCAUACGGUGCGACCCAGUGACGCAACCCAUACGGUGCGAUCCAAUCAGGCAACCCAUACGGUGCGACCCAGUGACGCAACCCAUACGGUGCGAUCCAUCAGGCAAUCCAUACGGUGCGUCCAAAUGACGCAACCCAUACGGUGCGACCCAAUGCCGUUAUUCCUCCAGUUGUAG